Ahaetulla prasina is the source of this 810-nucleotide messenger RNA. RefSeq lists its product as uncharacterized. Lineage: Eukaryota; Metazoa; Chordata; Lepidosauria; Squamata; Colubridae. The transcript is spliced from 2 exons. Gene Ontology annotation, molecular function: nucleic acid binding. The annotation marks the transcript as partial. The record is from RefSeq and is a predicted model, not a curated record. Gene Ontology annotation, biological process: DNA integration.
CUGUUAUGGGGGAAUAGAGUGGUUAUUCCAGAGAAACUGCGAGAAAAUGUGUUGGAACUGUUACAUGAGGGGCACCCGGGAAUUGUUAGGAUGAAAAGCCUGGCGAGGAGUUAUGUGUGGUGGCCACAAAUGGAUAAAGAUAUUAGCAAUAGGGUAGGAAAAUGCCAGGCCUGCCAAGAGUCAAGGCCACUACCCCCAACAGCCCCCAUAAGAGAGUGGGAGAAACCCCAGGGUCCUUGGUCCAGGAUCCAUAUAGAUUUCGCCGGGCCAUUCCAUGGGCAAACCUUUUUAAUCGUGGUAGACGCAUUUUCAAAAUGGUUAGAAAUUCUGCUCAUGAAAUCCACAACAGCCGAAGCUGUAAUUACAACAUUGCGGCACCUUUUUGUAACACACGGGUUGCAGGACACUCUGGUAUCCGACAACGGGCCACAAUUCACGGCUACCCAAUUCGAAGGGUACUUAGCAGAAGAGGGCAUCCGACAUGUCCUCUCGGCGCCUUUCCACCCGGCGACGAAUGGACUUGCAGAGAGAUUCGUUCGGAGUGCCAAGGAAGCGCUAUCUAGAAUCACCCCUGGUGAUUGGCAAGCCAAAAUCGACACCUUUCUAGCGGUGCAACACAGGACCCCCUGUGUAGCCACAGGGCGCAGCCCAUCCGAACUACUAAUGGGUCGGAAACUAAGGUGUCCCUUAGAUCGAUUGAACCCUACAUAUUCCCCUGACAAGUACCAAGGCAUCCACGAAAAAACCAGGGAAAUGACAAUGGGUGAUUUGACCAUUGACACACGGAACAGAAGAAACAUGAGAGUUUAA